This is a messenger RNA of Eruca vesicaria subsp. sativa (arugula), 1572 nucleotides long. The record is from the annotation of a GenBank genome assembly. NCBI's taxonomy places the organism in Eukaryota, Viridiplantae, Streptophyta, Magnoliopsida, Brassicales, Brassicaceae.
AUGAAAGAAGCACUUUGUGUUUUGUGUCUUGUUCUUCUUGUGUCAAUUUCCGAAGCAGCGGUAGCGAAACCACAUUUUAAGACUUUCAUCAAAUGCCUUCGCUCUUGGCCUAGUCAGGAGAAUCCAAUCACCGAUGAUAUCUUCACUACCGAUAACACAACCACCUUCUUGUCUUCUUACUUAUCCUACACGAAAAACAAGAGGUUCGUAAGCCCUAACUACAAAACACUAAUAGCCAUUGUCACGGCAAAACACGUAUCUCACAUUCAAGCCACGGUAGUAUGCGCAAAGUCCAACGGUAUCCAAAUACGUAUCCGAAGCGGCGGUCAUGACUACGAGGGGCUAUCAUACAUCUCCACUGUCCCAUUUGUCAUCCUCGAUAUGUACAAUCUUAGGUCUAUUACCAUUGACGUGCCAAGCAAGAAAGCUUGGGUUCAAGCUGGUGCCACAUUGGGAGAGCUUUACACAAAGAUCAGCAACGCGAGCGAAACGUUAGCGUUCCCUGCUGGCGUUUGCUCAACCGUAGGAGUUGGAGGACACAUAAGUGGUGGAGGGUAUGGUAACCUCAUGAGAAAAUACGGUCUCACAGUGGACAAUGUCGUUGAUGCCUUACUAGUUGAUCUCAAUGGCAAGCUCUUGAAUAGAUCUACCAUGGGAGAAGAUCUCUUUUGGGCGAUUCGUGGUGGUGGUGGUGGGAGCUUUGGUGUUAUCCUCUCUUGGAAGAUAAACCUAGUUGAGGUUCCAAAGAUCUUGACUGUGUUUAGGGUUAGCAAGACAUUGGAACAAGGUGGAACUGAUGUUCUCUACAAGUGGCAGUUUGUCUCAUCUAAACUCCCUGAUGGUCUUUUCAUCAGAGCAAUGCCUCAGGUCGUGAAGAGAACCAUCGUUGUUAAAUUCUAUGCUCAGUUCUUGGGUCGAGCCAAUGAGCUUGUGUCGAUAAUGAACCAAAGCUUACCUGAACUAGGGCUAAAACGUCAAGAUUGUCAAGAAAUGAGUUGGAUUAAGACAACGUUGUUUUGGGAAGACCUACCUGUCGGAACACCGACAAGCAUUCUCUUAGAUAGACCGUCCAGGCCCGAAAAGUUCUUCAAGAGCAAAUCUGAUUACGUCAAGAAACCAAUCCCUAAAGAAGGAAUCGAGAAGAUUUUUAAUGUAAUGUUGAAAUUCAGUAAUAAUAUGUAUAUGCAAUGGAACCCUUACGGUGGCGUGAUGGACAAGAUUCCUGCGAGUGCCACGCCGUUUCCUCAUCGGAAAGGGAACUUGUUCAAGGUUCAAUAUUAUACGUCGUGGCUUGACGCAAACGCUACGAAGGGUAGCUUGGAUAUGAUGAAGAAGUUGUACGAGGUUGCGGAACCGUAUGUGUCAAGUAACCCGAGAGAGGCGUUUUUGAAUUACAGAGACAAUGAUAUUGGAAGCAAUCCUAGUGAUGAAACAAACGUUGAUGAAGCUGAGAUCUAUGGGUCUAAGUAUUUCUUGGGAAAUUUAAAGAGGUUGAUGGACGUUAAAGCAAAGUAUGAUCCUGAAAAUUUCUUCAAGAACGAGCAGAGUGUUCCUCCUGCUCGUGUAAAGUAG